This is a messenger RNA of Coccomyxa subellipsoidea C-169, 1292 nucleotides long. RefSeq lists its product as hypothetical. Gene Ontology annotation, cellular component: endoplasmic reticulum. The record is from RefSeq and is a predicted model, not a curated record. Lineage: Eukaryota; Viridiplantae; Chlorophyta; Trebouxiophyceae; Coccomyxaceae. The transcript is spliced from 2 exons. Gene Ontology annotation, molecular function: ethylene binding; ethylene receptor activity. Bases 239 to 895 code for a protein of 218 amino acids.
AAGAAUCUUUGGUGUGUCUUUCGCUCAGCUUCUCCCUAUUGCAAUCAAGAGCACAUAUGGGAGUGUAAGAGGCCCGACCAUCGUGCGCUGCCGUUACCGCUCCCUCUUACAGGCGUAAAAUGACACCAGGACUUUUCUGAGCGUCUGGGCUGCAGAUACACAACGAGAGCGUGCUCAAACUACCUUCAAAAUAAAGCACUGGCACGGGCAACAUACGGUUGACCCUCCCGGCGGAAGGAUGUUGGUCUGGGACUUCAUAAUUGCGCUGGCAUACUUUGCCAUUCCGUUGGAGCUGCUCUACUGUUUCCUAUGGUAUCCCUUCCCAGUGAGAGCGAAGCCAGCCAUAUUCUGCUCCCUCUUCGUCUGCUUCAUCACCAUCUGCGGUGGGACGCACCUGGCGAGAGCCUUCGACUUCACUACAGCCGUCCCCAUCGUCACAGCAAUCUGCACCGUCAUAUCCGUCCUGACAGCCUUCAUGCUGCUCUGGCUGAUCCCUGGAGUCUUCAAGCUCGCCAAGGCCUUGGAGCAGGAGCGCGUUGAGAGGCUGAUGCUGGAAAACUUCCAAGGGACCCUCACUGAGGCUGCGGAAGGGCCGGACGACAUCAAAGCAACCCUGAACAUCAUCAGAGCCGUGCCGCACUGCUCAAACCGCCAGUUGCGCCUUCUGACGGCGGCAAAGUCUAGCUUAUGCCGCAUGCUUGCAUCAGACCACGUGGACAUCGUCGGUAAAGAGGGCCUCAAGGAGGUGCCUGGCAAGGUCACCGUGCCAAUAAACCAGCUAUUUGUCAUAGUUCUGGACAAGGACGUCCAUGCCAAGCACAAAGAGAUCCUGGAGAAGCUGAGCGGUCAGAUAGCACAUGCGUUCAUGGAAGCCGGGGACUUGAUUUUGGAAUGAACUGACUUCAGGUCUCGAGCCAUGUGAUGCACAAUAUCGUGCAGCAUGUGGUAUCACAGCCUGCACAGCUGAGCUGUGCAGUGACAACGCAGUGUACUUGGUGUAUAGUGUUGUGCUGAUCUAUUGAACACCUCCUGUCUGGAUGAGAUGUUGGCCCAUCAGGGCCAAAUUUCCCAGUCACAUCAUGCUGUAGGUGACUUGGAUCCACUGAUAAGUGCUGCACCGAAUUUGUGGUAUGAAUGAGCUUUCAUUCAUAGCACAAGAUUCUAAACUUUUGCCUUGCAGGUUGAGGUAUUCAGGCUCCAAAGGAGAUGCAGGUUGCAGCGAGUAGCAGUAUUUGAGUGUUUUCAGUUCAUAGCACUGUGCCAUUCUGACAUUGUAAUAAGUAUAUUUUCGG